AUGUCUAGGUACGAUCCUACUAUCGAAGACUCAUAUUCGGUGACACGGACGGUCGAUGGUGUUCCCUACUUCUUAGCGAUUACCGAUACCGCUGGUCAAGAAGAAUAUCGCGGACUAUGGGCGGCAUCUAACCUAAAAUCAGACGCUUUCCUUCUCGUCUACGAUAUCACCAAUGCUUCUAGUUUAAGCGCGCUGGAUUAUUUUAUGGAGAUGAUCGAUAUCGAGGCUGAACAACGGUUAGAAGACAACCAGCGCUUGCUGAAGGAAUUAGGAGACAGCGCACAGGGCUUAGAAGUGGGAAUGCCUCCCCCUGUCAAGAUUAUCGCAGGAAACAAGUGCGACCUUAAAGAAGGACGGGUUGUCGGUGCCAAAGAAGGUCUGGAAUAUGCUCGGAAACAUGGCUGUAGUUUCAUGGAAACAAGUGCAAGAGAGAUGGUGAAUAUCGAGGAAACAUUUGCCCGUACACUUCAUCCCUUCCCAAAGUAUUUCUGUGUAGGGCCUAAUAUUCUUAUAGUUUUAGUGCGUCGUGUGGUGGAGGCCCGUCAACAGCAUUACCAGAAAGACAUACAAGCCACCCAUUUACCACAAACUUCAGCGUCUUCACCUACGAAAAGUUCCGCCGCUGCUGGUCAAAAUAAAAGCUCUGCUUUGAAGUCAUCUAACGAGGAAGGCUCACGUCUUCGAUCUUUCUGCUGUGGAAUAUCCCGUGGAAAGGAACGAUCAAGUCAGGGCCAGCAACAAACAAAUGGGAACAGGGACUUGGUAUCGGGACACGAGGCAUCAUCAAAAUCGGCCACGCCGCGCCUGUGGAGGCGUUUGAGUUGCUGGUGA
Messenger RNA from Aspergillus bombycis, 831 nucleotides. Its product is annotated as putative RAS small monomeric GTPase. The record is from RefSeq and is a predicted model, not a curated record. Gene Ontology annotation, cellular component: plasma membrane. Gene Ontology annotation, molecular function: GTPase activity; GDP binding; GTP binding. NCBI's taxonomy places the organism in Eukaryota, Fungi, Ascomycota, Eurotiomycetes, Eurotiales, Aspergillaceae. Bases 1 to 831 code for a protein of 276 amino acids. The transcript is spliced from 2 exons. Gene Ontology annotation, biological process: signal transduction.